Habropoda laboriosa is the source of this 2376-nucleotide messenger RNA. Its product is annotated as zinc finger protein 134-like. The coding region runs from base 255 to 1847 and encodes 530 amino acids. Gene Ontology annotation, biological process: regulation of DNA-templated transcription. The transcript has 3 exons. The record is from RefSeq and is a predicted model, not a curated record. Gene Ontology annotation, molecular function: RNA polymerase II cis-regulatory region sequence-specific DNA binding; DNA-binding transcription factor activity, RNA polymerase II-specific. NCBI's taxonomy places the organism in Eukaryota, Metazoa, Arthropoda, Insecta, Hymenoptera, Apidae.
AGGAGGACGCACCCCUAUGAUCAGCAACAGGUUUAGAAUAGGCGAGAGCCUUUUAAAGCUGUGCGACAUCGUUUACAAUCGUGGGUUCCGACGUUCAAUCGCGACGUAUCGUUGAAAUAUUCAAUUAAUUACCCGCUAAGUGAUCGUGUGUGACAGUGGAGUUGAAUCGAAGAGAUUGAAGGUAUGGUUUAUGUGAUUCGAAGGGGAGAAUAAUAAAGAGAAGACGCAGAAGAAGUUACGCGACAGGGAAGAAAAUGCCAAGAGCGUUCCUGAUCACCCACCGUCGAUACAAUGGAGUCGAAGAGGAGUUCGAUGGGUCCGGAAGAGAUUUCAGCCCGGAGAGAGGCGUGAGACUGGCCGAUUACAGCGGGAACCAUCCUACGUCCGAUGGUGCGAGCGAGUGCGGCAGCGAGACAUCGUCAGAGUGUCCCGAAGAACUGUACAACUUGACAAAGCUGGCAGAAGUGAGCCUAGCAGCGGCUGCUGGCACGCUGAUUCAUCCGAACAACGUGAUUUAUCAGCAACCAGCCUCGCCUAGGUACGCUCAAUUUUCGGACAAAUGCGGCAGAAUGAUGACACCGCGAACAAAACAGCAAGAAUCGCAAUUUCAAGAUCACCCGGAGACCCUCGAGGACGAGCAGACACUUGGUGAAAGAACGAGACUCUUCUUCGAGAGGAUUGAGAGCGAGCGUGAGAUUCUACAGAAUCGAUCGGAAAGAAAUACGGUCUUGGGUAUCCACAUUUCCUCCCAUUCGCAUCAUUUGCAAGAGGAACGCCGAGGUCUCGAGACCUCGGAGAAUUCUUUGGACAAAGUCGAAUUGGUACCAACACCGUCGAUACCAUCGGCGAUUUCGCAAAAUCGAAGAACGACCUCGACUUCCACGGAAACGUCGAAAUCCGAAGACAACGAAGAUCACGAAUGUCCCGAUUGCGGGAAGAAGUACUCGACAUCCUCGAAUUUGGCCAGACACAGGCAAACACACAGAUCCCUCGGGGAUAAGAAAGCUAGGAGAUGUCCACACUGCGACAAAGUCUACGUCAGUAUGCCUGCGUUCAGUAUGCACGUUAGAACGCAUAAUCAGGGGUGCAAGUGCCAUUACUGUGGCAAGUGUUUCUCGAGACCGUGGCUACUGCAGGGACACAUACGUACCCAUACAGGUGAGAAACCGUUUAAGUGCACGAUCUGCAACAAAGCAUUUGCCGACAAGUCAAAUUUACGCGCUCAUAUUCAAACGCACUCGAACACCAAACCACAUGUAUGCGGUCGUUGCGGUAAAGCGUUCGCUCUGAAAUCGUAUCUGUACAAACACGAGGAAUCAUCGUGCAUGAGGGCUCAUCAUCGAUCAUCCACGGAGAAAACAGAUGGAAACGAUCAGAAAACAACUUCGUCUUCCACGAAAUCGUGCACACCGUUAUCGUCGUCGUUGAACAGACUGCAAACGACGCCGUGCGUUACAGCAUCCCCUACCAGCGUCAUUGUUCCUCGAUUAGGCCUGAAUCGCGACCAAAGAAAUUCGUCCUCGGCGUUCUCCGCGAUUAUCAGACACACCAGAAUUCCUGACGCGUCCGCGACACCGCCACCGCCACCGCCAUCGAAACGUUCUUGCAGAGAGAAAACUCCGGUCGAAGAACGCGAAAGGAAGACUCCUGAUAACCUGACAAAGGAUCCAGAGUGCGUGUCUAGAAUGGUCAUUAGAACUUCCGUCAUAUCCCCUAACCCAGAACACCUAAGUCGGUUCAACAACGACAGCCAAAACUCUUCCGGCAGUUUUGACUUUUCCGAUCCGACGAGGUCCUCCGCAUUUUCCAGGCCAACAACAAUGACACUUAAUUUAGCGAUCGCAUAGAAUUAUCGAAGACAUGUUUGAACCUUCUGAGGGAAAGAUGUAUUAUUCGUCCGAAACGAUAGAACGAAAAUCACGGCAAGUAUGUACAUCUAUCGGGUAACGAUUGAAAUAUUAUCGAGUGCAGGUAAAACAGUUCCGUAGUACGCCAAAGAAUAUUUUAUAGUUAUGGAACCGUUAAGCCUGCUGAAAUCAAAUGUGUAUCGCAAAAAGCAUGAGAGAAGAUCCAAAUCCGAAAAAAUGAAUGAUUAAAUUAUCGCUUCGUAGAGAUACAAAGACGUAAUUACUUUUUACUAGCAACUAAUUCAUUCCUAUUGAUAUUGAGAUAAGUUCGUUAAGUUUUAAAGGGGAAUAUUUGAAAUUCUGUUAUAUCUUACUUAGUGGCAUCUUUCAAUGCGAUGAGCACCCAACUCUUUUCUUUUUUUUUCUUUUUUUUUUUUUCUUUUAAUAGCUGAGCAUAAAAUCAAUUUCAAGACAGGUUCAAUAACACGACAAAGGAACACUAUCAACAGAGAUUACGUAACAAAUAUUA